Messenger RNA from Symbiodinium necroappetens, 375 nucleotides. The record is from the annotation of a GenBank genome assembly. Lineage: Eukaryota; Dinophyceae; Suessiales; Symbiodiniaceae.
AUGUGGCAUGCGGGAAUUCUUGGGAGCCUUGUUGUGGUCCUCAUCUCACUGAAAGGAUGUGGGGAUGUCUCCUACGAGAGUGAAGCCGAUGCUUUGAGCAAGAUUUGUGGUGGCUCCUCAUGUCCAGACUCCUGCAGGUGCUGUGUGCAGUCCAACUGGGCAGAUGCCGAGGCGUGUGUCAGUGGAAUGGCUCAAGGUACUCGACCCGAUGCUUGCCGUUCCUGCAUCAGUUCCGCCACCGAGGGUUGGGAACCCGAGGAUUGCAAAACGGAGCGAAACAUGGGCUACUGUGGCUAUCAGUACUGGGACAACUCGAGAGCUGAAUGUGAAAAGUACAAUGAGACAUGUGGCUCUGGUUUUCUGAGCGAGGACUAG